Caenorhabditis elegans is the source of this 849-nucleotide messenger RNA. NCBI's taxonomy places the organism in Eukaryota, Metazoa, Nematoda, Chromadorea, Rhabditida, Rhabditidae. The record is from the annotation of a RefSeq genome assembly.
UUGAUUGUUUUUAUUUCUUUAUUUACCUUGUUUUUAACAUUAUUAAGAAUUUUGACUAAUAACGUUAUUGUUUGAUGAAGAAUUUUUUUAUUGAUAACUGUAGUUUUUAUUCUAUUAAAUAAAAGCAGCAAGAGAUAUACCAGAAUUUUUAAUUAUUUUGUUAUUCAAGAGUCUUUAGGUUUAUUAUUUCUUCUUUGUAGAGGAGGUCUAUUACAAUUUUUUAUUAUUUUAUUGAAAAUUGGUGUAGCACCGCUCCACUUUUGAAUUUUUAAUGUAACAAAUAACAUUUUUAAUUAUGGGCUAAUGUGGUUUUUAACAUUUCAAAAAUUACCAUUUUUAACUAUUUUAUUACAAAUUUUUUGGUUAAGAUCCGUGUAUAUUUUGUUAUUUGGUUUAUUGAUUUGUUAUGUUCAAAUUUUUGUCAUAAAAAGUUAUAAAAAUUUGUUAAUUAUUUCAUCCACAGAGUCUUUUAAUUGGAUUGUUUUGGGAGUAUUUUUUUCAAUGUUUAAUACAUUUUAUUUAUUUAUUUAUUACUUUGUAUUAAUAGUUUUAUUAAUUUCUAAGUUUUCUAAAACUAGGGGUUAUAAUUUUAUUAAUUGAGAAACAACAUUAGUAUUUUUAAAUAUUCCAUUUAGAGUUUCAUUUUUUGUAAAAAUUUUCUCAUUGAGGGAAAUUUUUAAAUAUGAUAGAUUCUUUACUCUAUUUUUGCUUUUUACAAUAUUUUUAUCUGUAUUGGCAUUUAGAUUUUGAUUAAUUAACUUGAGAAUGAAAAAUAAUGAAGAAACUUCAAAUAAUAAUAAAAUAAAUUAUUUUAUUAUUUUUCCGUUAAUAGUUAUUUCUAUUAUUUAA